AUGGCCUCCGCCGCCACCUCGUUGGCUUCUGGUGAUGGUCCCGCCGCGAAUAAUGAUGAAAUGCCGAUUGAGGCGAUAUUCGACACGAGACGAUUUUUGAAUGGAGCUUCCAAAUGUUUUAUGCUCAUUUACGCGCCGAUAGCCAUCGGCACACUAAUUCUUCGCGUCUUCGUCGGAUUCCACGUGUUCGUCGUCGCGUGCCUCCUCCGAAAGACGACGAUCCUUCGAAGUGUCGUCUUGCGAAUAAUGUGCUCGAUUCUGGGUCUCGUCGUGAUUGAUCAUGGCAAACGGGACCAGAAGGCGAAGGUGCUUGUGGCGAAUCAUGUCUCGAUUUUGGAUCAUACCGCCAUCGAUUUAGUCUCGCCAUGCCUUUUGCCUUCGAUUUGGGACAUUCCGAGCGUUAUUCGAUGGUGCUUCGGUUAUGUGGACUUGGGCGCCUCGCGAGGUCGAACCGAACUCGUGCGUCAAGCGAAAGAUCUUGUCGAGAGGGAGGAAUUUCCGCUUUUGGCGUUCCCGGAAGGAAUAAUUACUAGUGGAAAUAAGGCGCUACUGAAAUUUAACUCAUGGUGCUUUGAAAUCAGCGAUAGUGUUCAACCGAUCGCCGUGAAAGCCUGGCGGCCGAAUCCGUUCAAAGUCGCUGUGUCUGAAAUUGGCGCUUCGUGGUGGACAGACUUGGUGUGCUUCUUCAUCAUCCCAUUCACCAUAAUUCACGUGACUUAUCUGCCGACAGUUCACCGGAGGGAGCAGGAAAAUGUUGAAGAGUACGCCGAACGCGUUUCGGGAAUCAUCGCCGGCGAAUUGGGAAUCGAGACGUCGAAAUUCGACACGUCAGAAGCGUCGGAAGCCAUCAAACGAUGGAAAAAGAACAAAGAGCUCGAGAAGAGCUCGCGAGAAGCGAAUGGACGGCAAAAAUCGACGAAAUUGGUCUCGUCGAAACAAUUGGAUGUCGCGGCGAUGCGAAUUAAACAAUCGAUGCCGGGAUUCCAUUUGUUGGCGAUUCGGAAGGAUCUCGAGAGGACCAAAAAUCAGGCGGCAACGUUGGAAAACCUCAAAAUGGGAAAAAUUGCCAAAGUCGAUUUGGAGGAGAGCGGAAAGGUCACGCUUGAUGCGAGCUCUUGGCGGGCUGUGUUCGAUUGCCGAAAAUGGGAGAUGAUCGAGACAAACCGUACAAAAUACCUUCAGAGAGAAGCCUAA
Molecule: messenger RNA, 1194 nt
Organism: Caenorhabditis bovis
Lineage: Eukaryota; Metazoa; Nematoda; Chromadorea; Rhabditida; Rhabditidae
Source: the annotation of a GenBank genome assembly